UGAGCGGAGGUGGAUAUUAGAUUUGGCCAAAGUUUCAGGGGUGUUCUGUGACAAACUUUCUAUUAACUUUAAGAUGCCUUCUCUUGGUCAGUCGUCGUCUUCAUCGACUUUUCCCGACUUCAAUUCCACUGCUCCAUCGCCGGCGUAGAUCAACGAUAUACUUCUAUACGAUCAUCUAUAUGGCUAUAGAGACCAGCUUCAUCUCGUUACUUUUUGUCGUUUUGAUUUCUGUUUCCGGGGCUGCUAGUAACGACGGCGAUUUCCGCGGUGCUGUUUUCGGCGUGAAUUCCAAAUUCUCUGGCAAGGAACGAUCACUUAGUCUUUUCAAAGCUCACGACAACCUUCGUCAUCUUCAGAUUCUAGCAUCUGGUGUCGACCUACCUCUCGGUGGAACCGGUCGUCCUGAUGCCGUUGGGCUUUACUAUGCCAAAAUUGGAAUUGGAACACCACCAAAGGAAUACUAUGUGCAAGUAGAUACAGGAAGUGAUAUAAUGUGGAUCAACUGUAUACAAUGCCGAGAGUGCCCCAAGAGAGGCUAUCACGGGCUGGAACUUACACUAUACGAUCCAGAAGAUUCAUUCACAGGGAAAUUGGUUACAUGCUCUCAAGAUUUUUGUGCAGAGAUCAAUGGUGGUGCAGUUACUGGUUGCAAGGCCAAUGCAUCUUGUCUAUAUACAGAGACUUAUGGUGAUGGGAGCUACAGUAUUGGUUACUUUGUAAUGGAUGUUGUUCAGUAUGACAGUGUCUCAGGUGAUUUGGAAACUAAGCUGGCAAAUGGAAGUGUCAUAUUUGGGUGUGGUGCUAGACAAUCUGGGAAUCUAGGUUCAUCUGAGGAUGCACUUGAUGGGAUUCUUGGUUUUGGAAAAUCAAAUUCAUCAAUCAUUUCACAGUUGGCUUCAUCUGGAAAAGUGAAAAAGAUGUUUGCUCAUUGUCUGGAUGGUGACAAUGGUGGUGGUAUUUUUGCAAUUGGUCAUGUUGUUCAACCCAAAGUCAACUCAACACCUUUGAUCCCAGAUCAGCCUCAUUAUGCUGCAAAUCUGAUGGGAAUUGAAGUUGGAAACCAAUUUCUAAAUAUUUCAACAAAUACAAAUGGUUCUGGGGACAAAAGAAGAACAAUAAUAGAUAGUGGUACAACAUUGGCUUAUCUUCCUGAUGCAAUCUACAAGCCAUUAGUCAACGAGUAUACAUGCUUUGAAUUCUCCAGAAGCGUUGAUGAUGGAUUUCCUCCGGUUACAUUCUAUUUUGAAAAUUCACUUUCCUUGAAGGUUUAUCCACAUGAUUACUUAUUCGCCUUUGAAGAUUACUUGUGUUUUGGCUGGCAAAAUAAUGGCAUGGAUUCUCUUAGCUCAUCAGACACACUUGUACUUGGAGAUUUGGUACUAUCAAAUAAGCUUGUGUUAUAUGAUCUUGAAAAUCAAACAAUUGGAUGGACUGAGUAUAAUUGUUCUUCAAGCAUUAAACUAAGGGAUGAAAUUACUGGAUCAGUGCAUUUAAAUCAAGUCAUUCCAUCUGAAUCUGCUGCGCGAUUUCUCCAGGGUUUCUCAUCUGGUGAAUUACGCAUGGAUUACAGGAUGCCUGAUAAUGAUGUUGAGGGAAUCGAUUACAUGGCAGAUGAGGUGGACAUUUUGGAUUUUGUGAUGGAUGAUGAUGAAGUCAAUGGUGAUGGAGCUCGAUUUGCUGAUGAUAAUGAAAUGGUGACAGAUACAUCUUCAGCUCAAGCAAGAAGAGGCAAAGACAUUCAAGGCAUUCCAUGGGAAAGAUUGAAUAUAACAAGAGAAAGUUACAGACAAACAAGACUAGAACAAUACAGAAACUAUGAAAACAUUCCAUUAUCAGGUGAUGCUGUUGAUAAGAAAUGUAAACAGAAACAGAAAGGUGGCAACUACUAUGAAUUUUUCCAUAAUACCAGAAUAGUCAAGCCUACGAUUCUUCACUUUCAGCUAAGGAAUCUGGUGUGGGCUAACUCAAAACAUGAUGUGUAUCUCAUGUCUAACUACUCAAUUAUGCAUUGGUCAUCAUUAUCUUACAAUUUAACUGAGAUUCUUAAUUUCUCUGGCCAUGUAGCACCCACUGAGAAACAUGCUGGGAGUUUGCUGGAAGGUUUUACACAAACUCAAAUCAGUACACUUUCAGUCAAAGAUGAUUUUCUAGUUGCUGGAGGAUUUCAAGGAGAGCUUGCUUGUAAGAGGUUGGAUAAACAAGGAGUAAGUUUCUGCACAAGAACAACUUAUGAUGACAAUGCCAUAACAAAUGCUGUUGAGAUAUAUGACAGCAUAAGUGGUGGAAAGCAUUUUAUGGCAUCAAAUAAUGAUGGUGGCGUGAGAGAAUACGAUAUGGAGAGAUUUCAACUUAUGAAUCACUUCCGUUUUCCUUGGCCAGUCAACCAUUCUUCAUUAAGCCCGGAUCGCAAACUUAUAGCUGUAGUUGGAGAUCAUCUUGAUGCACUUGUUGUAGACUCAACAAAUGGAAAAACAGUGGGAUCGGUGGAGGGACACCUGGACUACUCAUUUGCAUCGGCGUGGCAUCCAGAUGGAAGAAUAUUUGCAACAGGAAACCAAGACAAGACAUGCAGAGUGUGGGACCUACGAAACCUAUCAAACCCGGUUUCGGUUCUCAAGGGGAACAUGGGGGCAGUCCGGUCAGUCCGGUUCUCAUCAAACGGGCAGUUUUUGGUGGUGGCUGAACCCGCUGAUUUCGUUCAUGUUUACAACACCAAUUUAAACUAUGAAAAACGACAAGAAAUUGAUUUUUUUGGGGAGAUUUCCGGGGUUUCAUUGAGCCCAGAUGACGAAUCCCUUUAUAUUGGAGUGUGGGACCGGACUUAUGCCAGUUUGUUACAGUAUAACAAACGCCAUAACUAUGGCUACCUUGAUUCCUUUGUGUAGUAAGUAGUGUGUGUGUAGCGAGGGGGUACUACUCUAGAUGAUGCUUAAUAAUGU
Lactuca virosa is the source of this 2939-nucleotide messenger RNA. The record is from the annotation of a GenBank genome assembly. Lineage: Eukaryota; Viridiplantae; Streptophyta; Magnoliopsida; Asterales; Asteraceae.